Drechmeria coniospora is the source of this 1410-nucleotide messenger RNA. RefSeq lists its product as uncharacterized. Bases 1 to 1410 code for a protein of 469 amino acids. The record is from RefSeq and is a predicted model, not a curated record. Gene Ontology annotation, cellular component: peroxisomal membrane. Gene Ontology annotation, biological process: peroxisome organization. The transcript has 2 exons. NCBI's taxonomy places the organism in Eukaryota, Fungi, Ascomycota, Sordariomycetes, Hypocreales, Ophiocordycipitaceae.
AUGGACGACCUCACCGCCGAAACCGCCAGCAAGCGUGACCAGGCGGCAUCGGGCACCUCAACCCCCAAGGGCGGCCUGCUCGGCGGGUUCGCGGCGAUCCGUGAACGAGCCGGUCUUCAGGACCGACUUGUCGAGAAACUGCUGCAGCAGGUCAUCCCCGUCGACGACGACAAUGGCCCCGACACGCCCCUCACGACGGCCGAUGCCGGUGCCGCGUCGGCGUACUCCCAGCGGCCCAACUUCAACCUCACGACCAUGUCCUACAACUUUCGCCAGUUCAACUCCCGCAUCGGCGUCGUCUUCCUCUUCCAGGCCGAUGCCGUCCGCCUCUUCUCCUGGGCCAAGCCCUCCCACACGCUGUCCUUCCUCGCCGCCUACUCCUUCGUCUGCCUCGACCCUUACCUCCUGCCGGCCCUGCCGAUGAUCCUCCUCGUCCUCGCCGUCCUCGUGCCCUCGUUCGUCGCCCGGCAUCCGGCGCCGCCCAAGGGCACGCUCAGCAGCGAGCAGAGCAUCGGCUACUCGGCGAGCGGUCCGCCCCUCGCGCCGGCGGCGACGGUGCGGCCGGCCAAGGAGAUGAGCAAGGACUUCUUCAGGAACAUGCGCGACCUGCAGAACAGCAUGGGCGACUUCAGCAACGCCCACGACAAGAUCGUCGAGCUGCUCGUGCCCGUCACCAACUUCAGCAACGAGGCCCUCUCCUCCACCAUCUUCCUCUUCCUCACCGUCGCCAUCGCGGCCAUGACCAUCGCCGCCCACAUGGUGCCGUGGCGCAUCAUCUUCCUCUUCGGCGGCUGGGCCCUCGUCGGCAUGGCCCACCCCAGCGUCAAGGCCGUCGCCCACGCGCUGCACGAGGAGCACCUGCGACCGCGCGAGGAGGAGGUCAAGGCCUGGUUCGACCGCUGGAUCGCCGACGACGUCAUCCUCGACUCGGCGCCCGAGACGCGCGAGGUCGAGAUCUUUGAGCUCCAGCGCAUGUCCUCGGCCGGCGAAUGGGAGCCCUGGCUCUUCUCGCCGUCGCCCUACGACCCGCUCUCGCAGGUGCGCAUCGCCGGCGACCGGCCCCGCGGCUCGCGCUUCUUCGAGGACGUGCUGGCGCCCAACGGCUGGGAGUGGAGCGAGAAGAAGUGGGCGCUCGACCUCUGGAGCCGGGACUGGGUCGAGGAGCGCAUCAUCACCGGCGUCGAGGUCGAGACCGAGGGCGAGCGCUGGGUCUACGACAUCUACGACGACCGCGAGGAAAGGACGGGCGUGGUCGAGGGCCCGGCCGACGGCGGCAAGGCCAAGGCCAAGGCCAGGCCUUUGCCGAGCUGGGAGGAAGGGUCGGACGGGCGCGAGGCUCGGGGGGACUGGCGACGACGGCGUUGGGUUCGCCUCGUCAAGCGAAAGGCCGCACCGGCCGCGGGGGUCUGA